This is a messenger RNA of Triplophysa dalaica, 2136 nucleotides long. It is a transcript of the gene rab42b, whose product is annotated as RAB42, member RAS oncogene family. The transcript has 2 exons. Bases 388 to 1047 code for a protein of 219 amino acids. The record is from RefSeq and is a predicted model, not a curated record. Lineage: Eukaryota; Metazoa; Chordata; Actinopteri; Cypriniformes; Nemacheilidae. Gene Ontology annotation, molecular function: GTPase activity; GTP binding.
AUGUCCCGAAAUGACCACAUCAGGAAAUGCCGGGCUUGUCCUGAUAUGAUACCACAUGCUCGCUCUCUUUGGCCUAGGAAAAAUUCCAGCGCUGUUCUUUAUAAACCCAGUCUGUUAAACCCCUCCCACUUACAAGUAUGAACAGGCAAAGAUUAAAGCAGCAGAUCAACUUCUGGCAGGUCCCACCCCACAACAUUCAAACACAAAAACAGUCUUGUGAAGAAAAUGAGGAAGUAUGGCUUCACCUCUACUAAGCUUUAAAUCGUAUCAAUGGUCUGCUAAAUACUAAGUGCAGGAGUUCUCUGCUCAGACCUCCGUCGAUUCGUGUAGAGUGACAACCUUCAUCAAAGAGUGGUAAGCGAGUCAAGUGUGGCCUUGUCGUUCGCCAUGGAUCUCACUUUGUGGCAGUACCAGUUUCGCAUCAUCAUGCUUGGAGACUCCACUGUGGGCAAGUCAUCCAUGUUGAAGCGCUACACAGAGGAUCUGUUUCUGGAGUGUAUAAACCAGACAGUCGGAGUGGACUUCUUUGUACACUUCCUAGAGGUGGAGCCUGGGGUAAGGGUGAAAUUGCAGUUCUGGGAUACAGCUGGUCAAGAGAGGUUUAGAUCUGUCACUCGUUCAUAUUACCGCAACUCAGUUGGAGGUCUGCUUGUGUUCGAUCUGUGCAACCGCGACUCUUUCAAUCAUCUGAGGCAGUGGUACGAUGAGGUGCGGGAGCGCGUCCACCCGUACAGUGUGCUCUUCGUGUUGGUGGGUCACAAGAGCGACCGAGCAAAAGAAGGAGAGCGGGCGGUGGACCGGGCUGAGGCAGAAAAACUCGCGAGCCAGCUGGGAGCUCCCUAUAUUGAGGCCUCAUCCAAAACAGGUCACAAUGUGAAAGAAGCCUUUGAACUGUUGACCCGAAGGGUUUAUCAGGGGUUGAAGAGCGGAGAGGUGCAAGUGCGUGAAGGUUGGGAUGGAGUCAAGACCUCAGGACCUACAAUGAAAUCACUCCAGAGGGUCAAACUCAAUGAACCUGCUAAGGAAAAAAAGAGCUGUGCGUGUUGACUUAAAACAUGUCAACAUCUUGAAAAGCACUUAGGUCUUUAAACUUAACAUUAAGUUAAAAGCGAAAACCUUAAGGGCCCAAGGUAUAAGAUUGUACAUAAGAAAAUUUAAACAGACAACUAUUUCCUCACCCCGUGGAUCAAGUGCAUCUCGACUCAAAAUUUCCUUAUUUACCAACUUUACCGAAACAUAUGAAAAUCAUUUGCAUGUCACAAAAAAUGUUAAGAAAAUGUUAAAAGAAGAAAUUGUAUUUUCCCGUGACAAUAUUUUUAAUACAAUCACUGAGGAAAAAUGGUAUGUUAUAAAAAGUGGUUUAUUAAAAUGUUUCGUGCACAAGUAAUUCCCCCAUCAUUUCAUGUAAAAUGUGACCUCAAUAUGUUUUCAAUUAUUUUACCACAAACAUACCUUAAAUAUUUGUUCAUCAGUCUAUUUUUAGCCCCAAGAUGUUGUUUGUUUAGUCUGUCUCAUAAUUCUAGAAAUCUUAAUUUAUUUGUGCAAAACUGAGUAUAUUCAGGUUAUUUCAAAUAGUACAGACAGUCGAUACUCCACCCAAAAAUAAAAAUUCUGUCAUCAUUUGCUCACCCUGAAGUUCCAAACCUGAAUAAAUGUCCUUGUUCUGACAAACAGAGAAAGAUAUAUUAAAGCAUGUUAGCAACUUACAUUUCUGAGUCACCGUUAACUACCAUUGUAGAAUCAAUUAUUGUAUAACCUUUAUAUUGAACACAAAAUAAGAUAUUUUGAAGAAUUAAGGAAAGCAAACUUUUCUAGGUAACCUUUUUUUCAACUUUGGUAGUUAAUGGUGCCUCAGAAAUUCAGUUGCUAACAUUUUUACAAAUAUCUUUGUGUUCAACAGAAUUAAGGAAGAACUUCGGGAUUGGGUGGCGUAUCCCUUUAAGACCCAUCUGAAAUCAUUCAAAAUAGCCUAACAUUCUGCAGAAGGUAUGUGAGACCUAAUCCUGUACAUUUGUAAAUGACUAAAUUCAUAUAUAAUGGGUGUUAACAUAUUCAGAGUUGCCUCUCAAUCUUUAUACAUUUUUAUAUAACCCAGGAUAUGUUUUCAGAAAUAAUAAACACAAUCUGUUAAGCGAG